AUGGCUCCACGCGACUACAUCAGUAGCACCCCGUCGAAAGGAGUGCGCCCUAUGCUUAUUCUCGCUCUCAACGACUGGAUUAAGGCACCUCAAACCUCAGUGAAACACAUCAAAAAUUUAAUCCGCCUUCUCCAUGAUGCAUCUUUGCUCAUUGACGAUGUUCAGGACAAUUCCACAAUGCGACGCGGGAAGCCAGCAGCACACGUGAUAUUUGGCGCCCCUCAAGCCCUCAACACAGGGCUCUUCAUGUUUAGUCAAGCGGUGCGAGAAUGCCAAAAGCUGAAACAUCCUCGUGCCACUAAUAUUUUGAUUGAGAACCUCGAGUGCCUCUACCUGGGCCAGAGCUGGGAUCUGUAUUGGAAACACAACUUGACAUUCCCCUCGGAAGAUGACUACUUCACCAUGGUAGACAAUAAAACAGGCGGAAUGUUUCGAAUGCUUGUACAGCUUCUUCAAGUUGAAGGUUCUUUCGAAAGUUCAGCAGUGUCAGCACCUGAUCUUGAGCGUCUCAUUCUUCUGUUGGGCCGCUUCUUCCAGGUUCGGGAUGACUAUAUGAAUCUAUCGUCAGCGGAUUAUGCCGAGCAGAAGGGCUUCUGCGAGGAUCUAGAUGAGGGUAAAAUAUCCUACUUGAUUGUUCGUCUGUUAGCUCAUGCACCAGAGUAUAAAUCUCACAUUACUGGGAUUUUCCGUCAGUUGCCUCUUGGUUUAGGACAGGCAUCUGGGUUACCAUACGACAGCAAGAGGUAUAUUCUGGAUAUUCUCCAGAGCACAGGCACAUUUGCAGCAACUCUGCAGUAUCUUAAAGACUUGCAGGCAGCCAUUGAAAUCGAAAUUUCGAGGUUGGAGGGAGACUUAGGAGAACAAAACCCGAUGAUCCGUCUGAUUAUCGCGAAUUUGAGUGUCAAAGAACUUGUUAAAUAG
Penicillium argentinense is the source of this 921-nucleotide messenger RNA. RefSeq names its product FPP/GGPP synthase family protein. Gene Ontology annotation, molecular function: prenyltransferase activity. The record is from RefSeq and is a predicted model, not a curated record. Gene Ontology annotation, biological process: isoprenoid biosynthetic process. The transcript has a single exon. The coding region runs from base 1 to 921 and encodes 306 amino acids. Lineage: Eukaryota; Fungi; Ascomycota; Eurotiomycetes; Eurotiales; Aspergillaceae.